This is a messenger RNA of Heterocephalus glaber (naked mole-rat), 1773 nucleotides long. NCBI's taxonomy places the organism in Eukaryota, Metazoa, Chordata, Mammalia, Rodentia, Bathyergidae. The record is from RefSeq and is a predicted model, not a curated record.
AUGGCUUCAAGCCACAGUUCUUCACCAGUGCCUCAAAGAAGCAUCAGUGAUGUGUUCUUUAAAAAGGAGGUAGAUUCAGCAAAACACAUUCAACCUGUGCAGUCACUGCCAGAUGUGUGUCCCAAGGAACCCACAGUUACAGAUCAACAUAGAUGGACUAUAUAUCAUUCCAAAGUAAAUCUCCCAGCAGCAUUAAAUGAUCCUAGAUUACCACACAGAGAAUCGGACUUCUUCACAAAAACAUGGGGAUUGGACUUUGUAGAUACAGAAGUCAUACCUUCAUACUACCUCCCACAGAUCAGCAAGGAACGUUUUACAGCAUAUCAACAGGAAAUCUCUCAGAGAGAGAAGAUUCAUGAGAGAUGCAAGAAUAUUUGUCCUCCUAAAGAUACCUUUGACAGGACUCUUUUACACAUUCAUGAUAAAUCCAGGACAGAUCUGGAUCAAGUACCUAAGAUUUUUAUGAAACCAGAUUUUGCCUUGGAUGAUUCCUUAACUUUUAAUUCAGUUUUACCAUGGUCUCAUUUUAAUACUGCUGGUGGAAAAGGUAAUCGUGAUGCAGCUUCAUCAAAGUUGCUUCAAGAAAAGCUGAGCCAUUAUCUGGAUAUUGUGGAAGUAAAUAUUGCUCACCAGAUUUCUCUACGUUCAGAAGCAUUUUUUCAUGCAAUGACCUCUCCACAUGAAUUGCAGGACUACCUCAAGAAAACUUCCCAGGCUGCAAAAAUGCUUCGAGAUAAAAUUGCACAGAUUGAUAAAGUAAUGUGUGAAGGAUCACUACAGAUUUUAAGACUGGCACUUACCAGAAAUAAUUGUGUUAAAGUAUACAAUAAACUGAAGUUAAUGGCCACUGUACACCAAACUCAGCCUAAAGUACAGGUGUUAUUAUCCACUUCUGAAUUUGUUGGCGCAUUGGACUUAAUAGCAACAACACAAGAGGUUCUACAGCAGGAACUUCAGGGCAUUCACAGUUUCUGGCACUUGGGAUCACAGCUUUGUGAAUUAGAAAAACUGAUAAGUAAAAUGAUGAUUGCAGAAUUUUCUACUUAUUCUCACAGUGACUUAAAUAGACCACUGGAAGAUGACUGUCAAGUUUUAGAAGAGGAAAGAUUAGUGUCUCUUGUAUUUGGACUUUUAAAACAAAGAAAACUUAAUUUUUUAGAAUUCUAUGGUGAAGAAAUGAUUAUUACAGCAAAGAAUAUCAUUAAACAGUGUGUGAUUAAUAAAGUUUCACAAAUAGAAGAAAUAGACACAGAUGUUGUUGUGAAGCUUGCAGAUCAAAUGAGAAUGUUGAAUUUUCUCCAGUGGUUUGAUCUAUUAAAGGAUAUUUUCUCUAAGUUUACAAUUUUCCUACACAGAGUUAAGGCAGCAUCGAACAUCAUUCACAGUGUUGUUCUCUCAGUUCUUGACAAAAACCAAAGGACUAGAGAACUGGAGGAGAUUUCACAGCAGAAGAAUGCUCCAAAAGAUAAUUCACUGGACACAGAAGUGGCUUAUUUAAUCCACGAAGGCAUGUUUAUAAGUGAUGCAUUCAAUGAGGGUGAAUUAGCACCUGUAGCAGUUGACACUACCUCUCAAAGAAAUGCAUCUCCAAAUAGUGAGCCCUGCAGCAGUGAUUCUGUGUCCAAACCAGAAUGUACUACUGAUUCUUCAUCCAGCAAAGAGCAGACAUCAUCAUCUGCAACUCCAGGAGGUGUGGAUAUUAUGGUCAGUGAAGACAUGAAAUUAACUGAUAUAGAGCUAGGAAAGCUGGCAAAUAAUAUCCAAAUUUGUUAA